GACGGCAGAUAACUGAACGUUGCUAACGGUUCACUCUGUCACACUCUGACAUGUUUUUGUUGUUUGACCGAGAUACACUCCCCAGUACGGAUAUAAAUCUGAAACGGCUAUCAAACGUUUUCCUUGCGGCAAAUCCUUGGCAGCCCUCAGCCGAGACACAUGGUGAGGAAAAUCUUAAUCCACUCAGGCCGAGCAACGGCCACAGAAGGACCUGUGGACAGUAUGGGCCUGCUGUCUAUUCUUCGGAGACUAAAGCAGCCGCCAGAGUGUGAGGUGCGCUUACUGCUGUUAGGGUUGGACAACGCUGGCAAGACCACCCUGCUGAAACAACUGGCAGCUGAAGAUAUCAGCCACAUCACCCCCACACAAGGCUUCAAUAUAAAGAGUGUGCAGUCCUCUGGGUUUAAAUUAAAUGUUUGGGACAUCGGAGGGCAACGCAAAAUUCGUCCGUACUGGAGGAAUUAUUUUGAGAACACGGAUGUGCUGAUCUAUGUGAUUGACAGCUCAGACCGGAAAAGGUUUGAAGAGACAAGUUUGGAACUUGCAGAGUUGCUGGAGGAAGAAAAGCUUGCAGCCGUGCCACUGCUCGUGUUUGCUAACAAGCAGGACUUGAUGACAGCCUCUCCGGCGUCAGAGUUGGCAGAGAGUCUUAACCUGCACACCAUCCGGGAUCGCAUGUGGCAGGUGCAGGCCUGCUCAGCACUCACUGCUGAGGGAGUGCAGGACGGGAUGACCUGGGUUUGCAGAAAUAUAAAGUUUCGAAAGAGAUAACCGGGGAGACAUGAUCAACACAAAGAAGCACUUUAAACUCGAUCUGUGGAAUAAUUUUGAAUCCCUAUAAUGCAGCAGAUAUUGGCUUUAGUAUUUUUCUUACUCAUACAACUGUAAUAAUAAAAAAAAAUUGAUAUAUAAGAAAUUCCAGUAGACUACAAAAUAGAUAUUACAGCUGUCACCGGGCCCAGUGUUUGUAUAUGAAUAUAUGGUUUUGUUUAAAUCUUAAAUAUUAUGUGAAUCCAAGCAAUUCAUUAUGUAGAUUUCUAAAUGAAUCUCAGAAAUCUAAUUUAUCACUAGAGGGCGACAUUGUAUCAGCAAACAUCUUCCUCUGCUCACAUACUAUUAUUAACAUGGGUAGUAGGGAAUCUUUUUGCCAUGGUUCAUCUAUUUUUUAUGAUCAUGAUGCCUGACAAACCACUAGUUUGGUUCAUUUUUAUUUAUGAACAAACAUAAAGUAUAUAUUCACGAUAAAAUCAGAAAGAUGGCCUUGGCAAGCAUUUUAUAAGUUUUGAGCUAAACAUUUUCCCUUUAAUGUCUUCCUAUUUCAAACUUGGACCUUCUGUUCUAUAGUUAAGCUUCUGGUUUUGUGCAAAAAAAAAAGAAACCCCUUAAUGGUCUUAAACCGUUUCAGUGGGAAAAACUCCUUGCAUGUGCACAAGAAGCUGACUUUAACCCAUUUGUCCUGCCAAUCCAAUACAUUGCAGAUAUACACCUUUCCAUUGAUUUACUCGAAUUCCCACCUUGUUCUUCACAAUUCACCAUAAGGUAAUAGCAUUCCCUGUCUCUUUCUUGCUUAUGUCUUUUUGCAGCACAUUUGCCACAAACCCGGCUAAUCUGACCUGGAUGAGUGCUCCGCUCUGGUCCUAUAAGGGCAUUUACAUACAAACCUUUUCCAGGACUAAUAGCCCACCGAUACAAUUUGCAUUUAUAUAGCCCCCUUCAUACCAACAUGAUUUGGCACCUUUGCCCAUGAUAAAAAUAACCCUCCUCCUUUGGCCUUGAGUUACUGCCCUGCUGCCAGUGCUGUGUGUGCAUUGUGCGAGUCCCUUCUCAUAUGUAAGGUUGGCUGGUUUUAAUAUGCUAGAGCCACCCGGGCCUCUGAUGUAGUCUGGGACAAGUGCAUAACCUUUCGAAAUGGGCCUCAUAAUGAUUCAGCCAUCAGUGUGGGCUUUGGUCUAGUGUUCUGUAUGCAUGUUUGCUGCUACUGCGUAUUAGAUUUUUGUUGAUCCAGCAGCCUAGGACACUUGGCCAGGGCAAAGACUCACCAGGUAAAUAUUAAUCCAUAUCACUCCUUGGUUUACUUACUUAAUAAAAUUAGAGAACUGUUAUGUUUUUGUAAAGUUGAAAUGGUAUUACAGACAUAUAGAGGAACAAAGCUCUACCUUUUUAUCCACCCACAGUAUGGAAAUUAUAUUGCAGAGGCUGUCAAGGGGCCUUAAAUCUCAAAAGAAUUAAACUUAAUUUGCCAAACACAAAGUGGAUUGGAGAGAGCGAACCUCGUUACCUCUGGUUCCAUCAUCAGAGAGGCAGUCAGGCCUGCAAAGGCCCAUAAAUCACAGGACUUUCCCAGCCUCUCAGGCCAACACUGCAGCCUCCCACAGAGGGAGAAACCAAGGGGCAGAGAGGCCGACUGACCCAAGGGCCGCAGAACCUGAGAGGAGGAGAUCCUGUGACUUAAUUAAACUAAAGAAGGAAGUGACUUUUUUGUCUAGAAUACGCACCAAAUCAUCAAGAAAUAAUAAGCUGAAAAUAAUAUUAAUUUGUGAUUAGACUAAAUGUUGCUUUGAAAUUGCAACUGGAAAGUUUCUUAAUUCUUUCUUGCAAAAUACAAAACCUUCCCAAAUGUAUUUUGGAGUUUAAAGGAAAGAUACUUUUACAGAUAUUAGGAAUCCAUGGAAAAUAGAGUUAACAACCUGAUUAUGACUGCAACCAGCUAGUUGAUUAAAAGCUAUAAUUUUUUAUUGUAUCAUCCUUAUCCUUGAGUAUUAAUUUGUUAAACCCAAACAGCAGAGAUUGUUUUACUUCCUGGUAUCAAUGCUAUAUGUUAAAAUGAACACUGAUGAUAUGGAGAGGCAAAACAUUUUCUAAACCCUAGCAGUGUCACAGCACAGGUGCUUCCUUAAUAAUAGUAGAUAGAAAUUUCAGUUUCUAACACAUAAUUUUAUUUUGUAAAAAAAUAUACAAACUAAAUUGGUCCCCUUGUUUGUUAAAAAAACACAAUGACCACAGAAAUAACUUGACUCUGAUAGUAAGUAAAAAUGAAUCAAAAUAUAUAUGAAAAUUAAGAAAUGGAGGUCAGACAGUGCUUUUAAGCUAUGCUUCAAAAGAAUGAUGAAGAAAAAAUAAAGCACUUGUGUAACAGAUUUCAUCUGUUACAUGAGUGCUUCA
Cyprinodon tularosa is the source of this 3162-nucleotide messenger RNA. Its product is annotated as ADP-ribosylation factor-like protein 3. Gene Ontology annotation, biological process: cilium assembly. The transcript is spliced from 7 exons. Lineage: Eukaryota; Metazoa; Chordata; Actinopteri; Cyprinodontiformes; Cyprinodontidae. Bases 160 to 771 code for a protein of 203 amino acids. Gene Ontology annotation, molecular function: GTP binding; GTPase activity. Gene Ontology annotation, cellular component: cytoplasm; microtubule cytoskeleton. The record is from RefSeq and is a predicted model, not a curated record.